AUGGGUGGUGGAACAUCACUAUGGGCUUCCCCCGACUGGAAGAAGGAUCCAAAGGAGAUCUUUAACUCUAAGCUUCUGCUGUUAGGCAUCACAAUAGCCUUUGCGGGAUGUUCAUACGGUUUUGACCAGGGAAAUAUCGGGGGCAUCAUGACGUUUCCAUCCUUCCGGCGUGCCUUUGGGUUUGACACAAUAAGCGAAGAAGAAGCAAACACGAGAGAGGGCAACAUAGCAGCUAUGCUCGCUGCCGGCGGGACUGCCGGUGCUUUGCUAGCAGCGCCUCUGUCCGAUUUCCUUGGUAGGAAGAAGGCCGUCACAUCAAUGGCCGCUCUAUUUCUUGUAGGCUGCUCCAUGCAAGAAGUUCCCAACCUGGAUGUUCUUUACGCUGGAAGACUCCUAGCUGGUGUAGCCAUCGGUGCGACCUCAAUGUUGGCUCCCCAGUACCUGGCAGAAAACUCCCCAAAGUCGAUCAGAGGCUCCCUUACUACAUCGUACAACUUGAUGAUCAUCUUGGCACUUGCGAUUGCCUUUUGGGUCAACUACGCAGUCAGCCUUUGGCCCAAUCAGGACCCCGACAACAACAAGGCUUGGCAGCUGGCUCUUGGCAUUCAGUUGAUUCCAGGCUUCUUCCUCUUCACUCUUAUCUGGUUCGUCGUCGAGACCCCACGAGCCCUCAUUUCGAAAGGGAAACAAGAGCGCGGACUUAGGAACCUGUGCAAGCUGAGAGGCCUGCCUGCCGAACACCCUUACGUACACCAAGAGUAUCUGGAAAUUCUGGCCCAGUCGGAAGCCGAGCAAAGCCAAGCCAAGGGUCAUGGCUAUGUGGUGGUUGUAAAAGACAUCGUCACCAACGCCAGCAAUCGGCGGCGACUUUUCCUUGCCGUCAUGCUGUUCCUGUUCCACAAGCUUACAGGCACUGACUCCCUGAACUACUUUGCGCCCCAAAUCUUCGCCAUGAUUGGAGUACCUAAAGGCUCGAGUUCUCUUUUGACGACUGGCGUCUACGGUGUUGUCAAGCUUGCAACGACCAUAAUCUACGUUACUGUCAUUGUUGACCGUGUUGGACGUCGUCUUCCACUCAUGAUCGGAGCAACCAUUCAGGCUACAGCUAUGCUCUACAUUGGUCUCUUUCUCCGCUUUUCCGAUGUUCAGCCUGGAAGUGGAACGACUCCGGGUGGCAUUGUGGGCAUUAUCAUGAUUUAUCUCUACGCUUUCGGCUGGUCUUUCGGGCACUCAGUAGCACCAUACGUCGUAGCCGCUGAGAUCUUCCCCGCGCGAGUUCGAUCGGUCUGCAUGUCCUGCUGCCUCUUCACAAACUGGAUCGUCAACUACGGUAUCACCUCGGCCACACCACACAUGCUGAGUACCAUGAAGUACGGCACGUUCUUGUUCUUUUCCAUCAUGACGUACAUUGGUGCCAUUUUCGUCUUUUUCUGUCUGCCCGAGCUCAAGGGCCGAAGCAUCGAAUCCAUGGAUGAUCUCUUUGCUCACUCAUUAUGGACCAUGUUCAAGCGCGCCUAUCCUACCGAGGACGAGAAGGUUAGGCACGAUGUUCAGGAGCAAUUGCAGCACGAGGAAGACAAAGUUGUUUCGCAUGUAACAAUGGUUGAGGAUAAUGGUAGACGUGCUUAA
Molecule: messenger RNA, 1629 nt
Organism: Colletotrichum paranaense
Lineage: Eukaryota; Fungi; Ascomycota; Sordariomycetes; Glomerellales; Glomerellaceae
Product: quinate permease
Exons: 8
Coding region: 1-1629 (542 amino acids)
Biological process (GO): carbohydrate transport; transmembrane transport
Cellular component (GO): membrane
Molecular function (GO): carbohydrate:proton symporter activity
Source: RefSeq, a predicted model, not a curated record